Messenger RNA from Rosa chinensis, 1504 nucleotides. RefSeq lists its product as uncharacterized. The transcript has 2 exons. Lineage: Eukaryota; Viridiplantae; Streptophyta; Magnoliopsida; Rosales; Rosaceae. The record is from RefSeq and is a predicted model, not a curated record. Bases 165 to 1142 code for a protein of 325 amino acids.
AGGUCCCAGUAAUUUCAGUGACAGUUGAUGACACCACCGGACUUUCCCUCUUUACCCAAAAUCUCAGAGCACCAUAGCAAAGCUCUGCAACUAGAUCCAAUCCUAAUUUUCCCGGGAAAAUCACAAAAGGACUCCACUUUCUCACACCCAUUUCCAAUCCAAACAUGGCCAAUGCUUGGAAACGAGAGAAACCCAUCAGACCCAUCUUUCUUUUCUGCUCCGCCACUCUCUUCCUCAUCUUCUUCCUCUUCUUCCUCAGCUUCCGCCCCUUUCAAAACCCUAGCCUCCUAAACCCUAACCCCAUAAUCCAAACCCACCUAAACCCAAACCCAAUCCGCGGCCCAAUCCAACCUUUCAACUGCGAUCUAUGCCCCCAAUCUCACCCAGUAAUCGCCAACGUCGUCGAGGGUCUCCAGUACCCUUUCCUCUACUCGCUCGCCGAUUUGGGGAAACUGCCGGAGAAGCCCCACAAGAACAUUGUGAGAAUGCUGAAGGGGAAGCCUUUCCGGCGACCCGACAUUUCGGAGACGAUUCAGGAGGUCUUGGGGAGGUUCAGGAGUGCAGGGAAGGACAAUGGGCUUGUAGUCGACGUCGGCGGCAAUGUGGGCAUUGCCAGCUUCGCCGCCGCAGUGAUGGGCUUUCGGGUUUUUGCUUUCGAGCCGGUUUUGGAGAAUCUGCAGAGGAUUUGCGAUGGGAUUUACUUGAAUCGUGUUAGGGAUUUGGUCACUGUGUUUGAGGCCGCUGCGUCGGACCGCCUCGGCAAUAUUACCUUCCAUAAGUUGGUUGGUCGUCUGGACAAUAGUGCUGUUUCAGCCACUGGUGCAAAGUUGGCUUUUAAGUCUAAUGAAGAGAUAGCAGUUCAAGUAAGGACUGUCCCUCUUGAUGAUGUAAUUCCAGAAUUUGAACCUGUUCUUGUGCUCAAGAUUGAUGUUCAAGGCUGGGAAUAUCAUGUGCUGAAAGGAGCUAAGAAGUUACUAUCAAGAGCUGCAAGUGAAGCACCAUAUCUCAUUUAUGAGGAAGACGAGCGUUUGUUGGAAGCCAGUAAUAGCAGUAAAGUAGAGAUCCGAAAGUUCCUCUCUAGUGUGGGUUACCGUCACUGCACGCAGCAUGGCACAGAUGCACACUGCACCAAGGAGGGUUAACACAUAUAUUGUGCCUUGAGUUUUGCCGCAAGAAACAGUACCAAACUAUAGUUGAAAAAAUUCUGAGACAGAUUACUCGAACAUGAUUCUCUCAGAUAAGUUACUCAAUGGUCUUUACAUAUAUCACUAUAGCAACAUGAGAAACCGCAUCCUGAAUGGUGGAAAUCUGUAACAUAUCUAACUCCAUGUCUGGUGGUUGAAGACGAGCUUUUUUAAUUGUUUUAGGAAACCUCCUAUUGAAAGACAUUGUUAUUGUAAGGUGUUCUGGUGUAGAAAAAUCUGUUCAUUGAGAUAAUUUCUUUGAAUAAUCUAGGAUGUAAACUUUGUGUCAUGUAGUCAGUUUUAAACAUUGGUUUUUUUCA